AUGGGCACCAAGCACACCAAAGGAUGCCAGCCUCCCGGUGCAGGGGAGAGCCCCCAGCCACACAAUCCAGGCUCCCGCAAGAAGAUGCCAGCUAGGGACCGGGGAGACUUCCUAGCAUCCUUCAUGGUGAAGUCCAGUGAUAAGUUUGGGAAGAGUGGUGGCAACUUGCCCCCUUACCACCGGCGGAUCAGUAUGAUCCAGGACAUGCUGCUGCUAGUGAAGCAAGGGAAACAGGACGAGGCAACUGAACUGCUGAAACACCUGCGAAUGGACUUAGGAAUGGAAUCAACCUCUCUGGAUGACGUCCUGUAUAGAUAUGCCAGCUUCCGAAACCUGGUGGAUCCAAUCACCCAUGACUUGAUCAUCAGUCUCGCUAGAUACAUCCAUUGCCCCAAACCGGAGGGAGACUCGUUUGGAGCCAUGGAGAAGGUCUGCAGGCAGCUGACCUACCACCUCAGCCCUCACUCGCAGUGGAGACGCCAAGGGAUCAUGAAGAGGAAGCCUCAGUCCUGCUUGAAAGCUAUCCUGGUGGGGACGCCUCAGAACAACACAGUAGAUCUCUCUGGCAUCCCUCUGACACUGAAGGACUUGGACCGUAUCAUCUCAUACCUCCAGCACAGCUCAGAGCACAUUGACAAUGUGGAGCUGUGCUUCACGGAGCUGACUGAUGAGAUGUUCCUUCAACUUCUGCCCAUCCUCAGUGCCCUGCCUCACCUCACCACUCUCUCCCUGAAUGGCAACAGACUCACCAAAGCAAUCCUUCGGGACCUGACAGAAACACUGAAGGACCCCAAGAAGUUCUCCAGUGUGACGUGGAUUGAUCUGGGCAACAACGUGGAUAUCUUUUCUUUGCCGCAGCCCUUUUUGGUCAGCCUCAAGAAACGCUGUCCCAAGCAAGGCAACUUGCCAACCAUUCUGGAGUUCGGGGAGGGCCAGAUGAGUGACUUGGAAAGCCAAGAGGGCCUGGCGGAGAGUCAAGAGGAUCUGUGCUCAGCCGACGAAGAUGGAAACCAACCUGACAAGAUCAACAAUGCAGGCACCAGACGGCUGCUGACAGAGAGAACCAUUGAGGUUGGGACGCUGACAAAUAAAUGUGACUCUGAGCAGGAAGCUGCUUGUGAGGCAGCUCAGACUUGA
Emys orbicularis (European pond turtle) is the source of this 1137-nucleotide messenger RNA. RefSeq names its product leucine rich repeat containing 75A (gene LRRC75A). The transcript has 4 exons. Bases 1 to 1137 code for a protein of 378 amino acids. The record is from RefSeq and is a predicted model, not a curated record. NCBI's taxonomy places the organism in Eukaryota, Metazoa, Chordata, Testudines, Emydidae.